AUGCCUUGCGACUAUGGAUUCAGAGAUGGCUUUGAGCCGGAACACGUUGACCGCAAGGGUCUAUAUGUCAGCUUGGAAGAGCGCAUCAAGUACCUGCACAGCUUCCUUGAGUGGACUUCCGCCGAUGUCGAGGCCCUCCAGGAUGGAUCCAAGUACCUCAAGCAACUUAUUCCCGCCGUCGUCAACCUGGUCUAUAAGAAGCUCCUCAAAUAUGACAUCACUUCGCGUGCCUUCCACACCCGCACCACCGCCUCGGAGGAAGAGCCAGAGGACGAGUACCUCACCGAAGAGACGCCCCAAAUCCAACGGCGCAAGAUGUUCCUACGCUGGUACCUGAUCAAGCUAUGCCAAGAUCCCACCAGCAUGGAUUUCUGGCGAUACCUGAACAAAGUCGGCCAAAUGCACUCCGGCCAAUUCCGCCUCGCCCCCCUCAACAUCGAAUACAUCCACCUGGGCGUCUGCCUCGGCUACGUCCAAGAUAUCUUCACCGAAGCGAUCCUAUGCCACCCGCAACUCAGCAUGCGCCGCAAAAUAGCCCUCCUCCGCGCAAUCAACAAGAUCAUCUGGAUCCAAAACGACCUCUUCGCCAAAUGGCACCUGCGCGACGGUGAGGAAUUCGCCGACGAAAUCUCCAUCUACAGCUUCGGCUCCGGGAAUAACGAGGGCUAUCUGAGCGGACAGCGCAUUCUGGGCUCUAGUUCCGGUAGCUCCAUGGAUGAUGACCGGGCCAGUAUUGCGGAUAGCUUGGCGCCCUCUAUGAACAGUGCGGCGCCGUCGACGCAUACUACGGCGUCUUCGAGGACGCCGGAGGGAGCGACGAAGAUGUCGGCUUGUCCUUUUGCGGAUUUUGCGAGGAAUAAUUCGACUGAGACUAAGAUUUGGGCCAAUUGA
This is a messenger RNA of Penicillium verhagenii, 891 nucleotides long. RefSeq names its product protoglobin family protein. The record is from RefSeq and is a predicted model, not a curated record. The transcript has 3 exons. Lineage: Eukaryota; Fungi; Ascomycota; Eurotiomycetes; Eurotiales; Aspergillaceae. The coding region runs from base 1 to 891 and encodes 296 amino acids. Gene Ontology annotation, molecular function: oxygen binding; heme binding.